GAAAGGAGAACAUGGCCGCGACAGGAUGGUGGGCGCUUCUUCCUCGCGCGAAGCUCGCCCUUUUCCCGUCCUUCGUUGGUGGAGCCUGCGGAGCCCGCUUCGCCUCAUACCGCAGCCUGCAUUCAGCUCCCGUCCAGUCCGACGCCGUCAGGUCAUCUGCUGUCAUGUCUUCCACGGAUGCUACCUUGACUGGGGUAAAGGCCCACAAGAUCAGAAAGGGCAUCACUUUCUACGUAAAUGAGAAUACAGUGAACCCUGCGGCUGCUGGCCGAUCUGGCCAGCCCAAACCCCUACUGCUCCUGCUUCCUUGGUUGGGCUCCAGGCCUCAGGCUCAGGCAAAGUACUGUGAGAUGUACCUCAGAACAGGCUUUGAUGUACUAGUUGUGGAGACAGAGGUAGGAAGGUUCCUCUGGCCUCGUUGGGGGUUGGAGUAUGGCACUGAGCUGCUGCAGCUUCUGGAGAGUGAGCGUUUCUCACAGCGCCACCUGCUGGUCCAUGCCUUUUCCAUAGGAGGUUACACUUUUGCCCAGAUGCUUGUUCAUAUGGCCAAAGAUGCCCAGCGCUACCAGGGUGUGACCAGCAGGAUAAGAGGACAAAUAUAUGACAGCCUGGUCAUGGGCUCCCUGGAACGCAUGGCUAUUGGUGUGAGUCGGACUGUUUUCCCUCGUGUUGGGAGUGUAGUGAAGGGCGCCAGCCUCCUUUAUUUCCACAUCUUCAAACGCCAAACGGUGGACUACUUCAACAUGGGAAUUGACGCAUUCUGGAAUACACCUGUAACAGCUCCUGCACUUUUCUUCUUCUGUCAGAAUGAUGCACUGUGUGAUGCAGAUUCUAUGGAAGAAAUGUUGGAGCAUUGGAGAAAACAGGGCAUUACUCUGAUGAGUAAAAAGUGGGAGGAGUCUAUCCAUGCAGGCCAUCUGCGUGCCCAUCCUCAGGAGUACGUAUCCAUUCUAGAAAACUUCCUCUAUUCUCUCAGUAUGGUGCCUCUCAAGUCUAAAAUAUGAAGUCUCUUUUCUUUAACAUUUAAGACUUUAUUCAUCAUGCACAUGUACUGUUACUGUGUGCAGUAAAGUUAGUAAAGUGCCUUCCUAAGUAUUUUUAUAUAAAAAAGUUGAUUACAGCAAUUAUUGAAACUUUCAUUAAUGUACUGACCUACAAUCAGUGUGUGCAUGUGCCUGUACAAAUUUAUUAAACUAAUGUAAGUCCAUGUUAACAAUGUGUUGUGUUUAAAUAUACACUAUGGUAAAAAAAAAAAAAAAAAUACUGUUGGUUUUGGCCUGCUCAGAGUCCAGAUUUAAACCCUAUAGCAAGUAUAAAGUUUGGUCACAAACUAGCUUGGCAGUGGUGUUCAACUGUUUGAAGUAAUCAUUGCUGAGUGGAACAGUAAUGAUGCCAAUUUACCAACAAGACUUCAACUAUAAAGAUUUGGUGAGCUCAAUAAAGUGUUAAAAUGUUUCCAA
This is a messenger RNA of Pygocentrus nattereri (red-bellied piranha), 1460 nucleotides long. RefSeq lists its product as uncharacterized. The record is from RefSeq and is a predicted model, not a curated record. The transcript has 3 exons. The coding region runs from base 12 to 1004 and encodes 330 amino acids. Gene Ontology annotation, molecular function: serine hydrolase activity. NCBI's taxonomy places the organism in Eukaryota, Metazoa, Chordata, Actinopteri, Characiformes, Serrasalmidae.